Molecule: messenger RNA, 1724 nt
Organism: Salvelinus sp. IW2-2015
Lineage: Eukaryota; Metazoa; Chordata; Actinopteri; Salmoniformes; Salmonidae
Product: GTPase IMAP family member 7-like
Exons: 2
Coding region: 131-1177 (348 amino acids)
Molecular function (GO): GTP binding
Source: RefSeq, a predicted model, not a curated record
UAUCCUUACAAGAGUAUAGAAACGACUACUACUACUACUAUUCCUAUUGUUACUACUACUACUACUACUACUACUAUUACUACUACUACUCUCACACAGGGCUUGAGACUGACAGAUCUUCACUCCAAACAUGAACAGCAAAGGUUAUCAGUCUGAACUCCAACAGCAGACACAAAAUCAGCUGAGGAUUAUUCUGGUUGGGAAGACUGGAGUUGGAAAGAGUGCAGCAGGAAACACCAUCCUGGGGAGAGAUUAUUUUAUUUCAGAUAUAGCUCCCUCCUCUGUGACAACCAAAUGUGCCAAGAUCAUAGGAGAAGUAGAUGGGCAGCGUGUAGCUGUUGUUGAUACCCCAGGCUUGUUUGACACCAACUACACCCAAGAUGAGAUACUGCUGGAGAUCAAGAGGUGCAUCUCCUUCUCUGCUCCUGGUCCCCAUGUGUUUCUCAUAGUGCUCCAGCUGGGUAGAUUCACAAAAGAAGAGAAGGACACAGUGGAGAUCCUUCAGAAAACUUUUGGAAAACAGUCAGCAAACUAUACAAUUGUGCUCUUCACUCAUGGAGAUCUACUGGAGGCGAAAACAGGAAAGAAGACAAAAACAAUUGAAGACUUUUUGCACAGGAACAAAGAUCUUCAUGAUUUGGUCCAGGUUUGUAAUGGGGGAUGUCAUGUCUUCAACAACAAUGAAGACAACGAAUGCAAAAAUCACACUCAGGUUACUAAGCUGCUUGAGAAGAUAAGAAAAAUGGUAAAUUGGAAUAGAGGAAACUUCUACUCCAAUGAGAUGUUCCAGGAGGCUGAGAGAGAGAUUGAAGAGGAGAAAGAGAGGAUCCUGAAAGAGAAUAAAGAGAAGAAUCACAGAGAGAUGGAGGAACUGAAGGAAAAACAUAAAGGAGAUGCUCUGAAGGAAGCUGAAGAAGAACUGAAACAGCGUCAGGAAGGAGAAGCUAGAAAGAAAGCUGAGGAAAGUAACACAUUCAUUAAACGUGUAUUGGUAGUCUCCACAGCUGCUGCUGCUGCUGCACUUGGAUCAGGUGUAAUUGGCUCGGCUCUGCAAGGAGCAGUGGGAGGGGCUGCAUUGGGUCCAGUGGGUGCAGUACUAGGGGGAGUUGUAGGACUUGGAAUAGGAGGUGGAGCAGCUUUCAUGGGAACUUCACCAGAACAAUGCAUUAUACAAUGAGAAUGUGUAACAUUACUCCACCACCAUCUAUCAUUGGUUUGGCGUAAUUAUGAAAAUAAUGUAUUCUUAAAAAUGACAGAUUUUGUUCAUUGUCCUCCUGGCUAUUCAUUACAAUUAAUGUUAAUGUUGUACUAAUUGAUUGCUAAGCCACCAAAUGCUCAUUUAAACAUCAAAUGUAUCUUUUACCUUGAAUAUUUUCUUAUUGCAAGAUGAUAACACGUCAAAUGAAUUGUGUUGGAAAUAAGUAAAGAAUAAACGUUUUUAAAAUGUGUGUGAGUGCAUGUGUGUGCGAGAGAUGCAGGUAGCCUAGCGGAUAAGUGUGUUGGGCCAGUUACUGAAAGGUCGCUGGUUUGAAUCCCUGUGCCAACUAGUUGAAAAGAUCUGACAAUGUGCCCUUGAGCAAGGCACCGAACUCUAAUUGCUCCUGUAAGUCGCUCUGGAUAAGAGCGUCAGCUAAAUGACUAAAAUGUAGAUGAAUGUACUAACUGUAAGCAACUCUGCUAAAUGACUAAACAUACAAUUAUAAUAAUGUGUGAUACAAAAAAUA